Molecule: messenger RNA, 3252 nt
Organism: Trichobilharzia regenti
Lineage: Eukaryota; Metazoa; Platyhelminthes; Trematoda; Strigeidida; Schistosomatidae
Source: the annotation of a GenBank genome assembly
GGCGGAUAUCCAAAGAGUGGUUGUUAUAGAAACACAUCAUUGAUUUUAGAGAUGAGUGAAGAAGAAGAAUCACCGAAAUCGCAGAACGUAUUUAUCAGUGAAUUAGACUGUUAUGUUGGGAAAAAUAUAGGAAAAGUUUGUUGAAGUGCAUUUCUAAGUUGUAUGAUAAACAAAGUAUUUAGCAACACAAACUCCUGGUGUUGGAGUUGAUGAAGCAUAUCAAGAAGUGGAUAUAUCAGCCGAUAAACAGUGGGAACCGAAUGGACCUCCUCCACCCAAGAAAAACUGUUUCCUAAUAAGUGGAACCCUUCGUUACACCUCGUCAAGCAAACCGAAAUUCGCAAAAGAAGUUUUAAAUUAUGAAGAACGUCAGAGAUUUCUCGAACACCUGCUAGAAUUUGAUGCCAUUAUAUAUGAUAUAACCGAGAAUCCUGAGCAAAUAGAAGAAGUUUUAUGGCUUGUGGAAUCUUUGGAACAGAGGUCAGAAGAAUUUGUUACGCAGAAAAAAUUCUUCUUAAUCAGCAAUUUAAUGAGCUGGCCCAUGACAAAGCCAAGUGAUCCGGAAGAUCCAGGAUUUGUGGAAUCUGAAUAUCGACGUCGUAAACCGCAUCCAAAGUUCAAAGAAUAUUUAGAAUGCGAAAAGGCAAUCUUGAGAGCAGGUAAAAAGCAUAAAAAGAAAUUCAUUACUUAUGUAUUGGCUUGUGGAGUAUUUUACGGUUGUGGAGAAUAUCUCUUUCAACAUUUAUUCAAAGAAGCAUGGUUGGCACAAAAACCCUUGCCAAUUUAUUUGAAUGGGGAGAAUAUUCUACCAACAGUGCACGUGAUUGAUUUAGCAAGAGUAAUUCAAUGCAUCAUUGACAAUCCACCUAGACAACGUUAUAUAGUUGUACGAGAUGACAGUCAAUUCACUCUAUCAGAGAUUGUAAAGUCUAUCUCAUCAGCUCUGUCUCACGGGAAUACCAAGAUGUACACGAAAGAGGAUAUGGAAGCGUAUAAGAUACCGCCAGAAAUAAGUGAUUUGCUUACACUGAAUCUUCGUAUUGAACCUGGUGCAAUUAAAGAAGACAUGCAAUUUCAAUGGGUAUCUGAUAGUGGAAUACCAAAUUAUAUCUCCCAGCUAGUCAACGAAUUUAUUGAAGAGCAUAAUUUAAAGCCAUUGCGUAUAUGUAUUCUUGGUCCACCAUGUGUUGGCAAGACAACACUAGCUAAACAACUCUGUCAAGUUUAUCGUUUACACCACAUACACUUGAAUGGUUUAUUAUUCGAGUGUAUUAGAAACUUGCUUGAACCAAUCAAAGCAUAUGAACAUUUAUUAGCAAUUCGUGAAGAAGAGCGUUUAGCAACUGAAUUAGUCUCUGAUGCUGAUAUUGAAUCAACUGAGAAAAUUUUACCCCAAAGAAAUUCUGGUAUCAGCCGUUCAUCUUUAGUUGGAAAUGAAACUAAAGCCUUAGCAACUGGAGGUACUACAGCUUUAGACUUCACAUCAACUUUAAACUGGUCAACAAAAGUUUCUCAUCCAGUGAAUACAACAGCGGAUAGUUAUGAUUAUGAUGUUGAUAAAAAUACGUUAACUGGAGAUGAAAUUACUUCGAUAAGAAAGUCGAGUGUUGGAGAAACAUUAGCCGAUUUAGAAUAUUAUCCAAUCAGUCCAUCGCCCGUAUGGAAUUCAGAAGAUGAACUUGAAUUGCUGGUUAAUGAUUGUCAAGAACGCUUAGAACAAUUAAGAGAAAAUACUGAUGAAACUGGUAAACUGAACGACGAGACAUUGAUUAGACUGCUUAUUCAAAAGCUGAUGUCAAAACCAUGUCAAAAUCAAGGAUUUGUGUUAGAUGGAUUUCCGAAGACACUUGAACAAGCUGAAGCUUUAUUCAGACCUGACCCAGAAGAUGAAGAUAUUCUUGGCAAUGAGAAAUUUCCAUCAUCUCAUCGAUUAAUCACACCAAAUUAUGUAAUCUAUUUAAUGGGUAGUAAUGAAUUAGUACGUCAUCGAUUCAACAGACAAUCAACAGAGGCUGGUCUCAAUCCUGAACAAGCUUUAAUUAUCCCACCAUUAUGGAGAGCUUGUCUAUUGGGUGAGAAAUACACGUCUCAAGAUGCUGAUAAGAUGAAAUCAAGUGUAAAUAAUGUGGAGAAUGAACCAGAAAAAGAAUCAGAACACUUGGCGGAUACAGAUGAAAAUGCACCCGGUGAAGAGAUGACAGUAUUGAAACACUUAGAAACACAAAAGCAUAGACAUGAACGACGCCUAGAAGCUUAUCGUGCUGCAAUGGCACCAGGCGCUGCAGCUUUUCGUGCAGCACUUAUUGAUGAGGCUAACUUAUUUCAUGAAGAAAAAAAAGAAGAACGCAGAGAGCUUCGUAAAGCUGAAAAAGAAUUAUUUAGAGCAUUGGCAGCAGAAGAAGCUACAGCUGAAGGUGGAACUGACGGCGGCGGCGGCGGUGGUGGUGGUCAAGAAAAAGAUGAACAUGAAAAAAUAAAAGAGACAGUAAAUGAUGCAAUACCAAGUGAAAAAGCAAAGGAAGAAGGAGAACGUGACAGUGAAAAAGGUGAAAACGUGAGGGAAGAACAACAACAAGAAGAAGAGGAACAUACAAAAACUGAAUCCACUUUAGCCGAGUUAAGGCUUGCUCAUAUUCCACCGAUUCCUGAAACACCAGAUGAUACCGAAGAGAAUGUGUUGACGUAUUUUGAUAUCAGAGAAAUUCAUCCAGUUGUUAUUGACAUGGAUAAAGAUUUCAGUUCAUUGAUUGGUACAAAUGGUCCACAAGAAGAUUGUUUUGAAAAAGUACGUAAAGUGAUCGGACGUCAGAAAGCACCAUAUCUACCUUCUAUAAAAUUAUUCUCAUCAUCAUCAAAACCAGGUGAAUGUGAAAUUCAACAAAGAGCUAUGAAACAUUUGAAAGAAUUACAAUCUGUCAAGAUGAAAAUCUCUGAAAGUCAAAUGGAACGAGACAAAAGAGAAGAAGCUAAACUACUUCAACAAUAUCAAGAUGACUGGAAUAGGUGGCUUUCUUUGCUGAAUGCACAGAAUUAUCAAUACACUGAAGCGCAUUCACUACCAAUGCGUCACUAUCUAAUGAAAUAUAUUAUGCCAGAUUUAUCGAAAGCUUUACUGAAAUGUACUGAAAUACGACCAGAAGAUCCAGUUGAUUUUGUGGCUGAAUAUUUAUUGAAAACGGGGAUAUCAGAGUAAAGGAAGGAAGAAAUAAUGAAUUCUAUUUAUAUAAUAAUAAUAGUAAUAAUAAUAAUAAU